UGACUGCUGUACUUUUACGUCAAAACAUCACAUCAGAAGUGACGUUUACAGAUUUUCAUGUUGGUGAUAUAAAUUUGCGAAAAAUUCGCCACGCAGUAUGGGAGAUGCAUCAGCUUCUGAAACGGAAUCCCCCAAACCUAGCCCACAACACAAUGAUCUUCCAACAGCGGACCGGCGCCCAUUUGGCGGCCUGGAAUUUCAAGUUUCCGAAGUAGUUGGACGGCUGGAAGCUGGGGUCAAUGCCCAAGAGACGCCGGAAGAUGAGAAGAAGCGAGAGCAUCGCAAAAUCAGUGCCGGUUUCUUCGAGCCGGAAGAGACAGCAAUGGACGAAAUUUUGAAGGUUUUGGAGGAAUUGGUAGUGAAGACUGAUCCUAAUUGUGAAAGUAUGGAGCCGCCGUUGCUGCCGACGGACGCAACGACCCGUGCGGCCAUACUAUCACAUAGUAUUUCGGCUUUGUUUGGACGCCUCGAGAGAUCCCAUGCCGCCCGUUUGGGCGCGCAUAUUGCUACCGAAACUACGCGCUGGAUGGCCCACAUGUUCAGAUUAGUAAAUUACAAUGCAUAUUACCAUCAAGAGCAGCUGGAGGGACUUGUGCGAGUCACACGGAUGUUACUGCAUCACAGAUACCCUCAUUACUUAGAAGAUGGUGCAUUGGCAUUACUAAAUCGGUUGCCUUGCAUAUACAGCUGUGUUGCGAGCCCCCUUGGUGUAGUUCAACAUCUAUGUAGGCAGCUCGGACUGCCAUUGGCUUGUGUGAAACCUGUGCCAGUACACUCAUCAGGUCGCGGUAUGGACAUAGAAGCUCUAGAAAGGAUAUGCGAUGAGGACUCGGCCGCGAAUCGCAUUCCACUUCUGGUGUUGGGCGAGGUCGGCGCGCCGCCGCUGGGCUGGGGCUCCCCGGUCGCGGCGCUCGCGCAGAUCUGCCUCAAGCGGAACCUGCACCUGCACCUGAGUGGCCAUGCGUUGGCGCUGCCACCUGUUAUGGCCAGGGACGAGACAUUCAAUUUAGCAGAUUCGUUGACGCUAACGCCUGGACCAUGGUUUGGUGUUCCAGGAUUACCUACUGUUACAUUUUUCAAAAUACCAGAACCAAUCACAGCUAAUGACCAAUCGAAAGGCGUGAGUGCUGUGGGUAGCAGCAGCAGAGAAGGCGCCCUGGCGGCGCUGGCGGGGCUGGCGGGCGGCGGCGGCCGGCUGCCCGCGCUGCCGCUGUGGACGUGCGUGCGCUCCGCCGGCGCACGCGCGCUCUCGCAGCGCCUCAUUGCUGCGUUCAGGUCCGCGAGGGCUGUUUAUACUGUGGUGUCCAACAUGCAGCUUAGGUUACUGAGCGAACGACCGGGAGGCGAUGAGCCCCUUACUGUAGAUAUAGUGGAAGCAAUAAGCCACGCGUCAGCCUGCGUAGCAUUCCAGUUCGCGCCUCCUGGAACCGAGAAACCACCACCGUACUACGAUAAACUUAACUCGUGGUUGGGACAAGUGCUGCAAAGAGAGGCUGAUAUGAUAAGCAUAGAAGUGUGCGAGACAGAAGCGCACGGAGUGGUGCUCCGCUACUGCCCGCUGGAGGGCGCGCAGCUGGCGCAAGAGCCGUGGGCGGGCGCGCUGGAGACGCAGCUGCACGUGCUGCGCGCCACUGUGGCGCUGCGGGAGCCCUUCCACUCGGGGCUGCGCGACCGGCCGGCCUUGAGGCUGGUCCAUGUUCCCGGGUGGGCAGGUCUCGGUGGUGUCCGUUACACACCUCCGGGAUGGGAGGACGCCUCGCCCGAGGAGAUAAACAAUUUGAACAGACAAUUAGUGGAGACCCUCAGAGCAACAGACGGGGCAUUUUCGUGUGGGGACGGAGAAGACGGAAUGGCGUGUGUCAGAUUCGGUAUGGUGACGGCCGAUACGGACGUAGAUGAGCUCCUGGACCUGGUUAUGUCUGCUGGCAAGGAGGUCGAAGAGAGCUCUAGGGCUCUGACUAAUAUGACUGAGGUUCUUAAGAAAGGCAUCGAAGCGGCGCAAGCGGACAUCGAGCGAGAGAACGCUGAACGUCUAUGGCAGGAAGGGCUGUUGCGUCGAAUGCCAGUAGUUGGUCGAGUGGUGGACUGGUGGUCGCCCGCCAACGUGCCAGUGACCGCUGGACGGCGGCUGCACUUGGCUGUGGGCACCUUGCAGACCACUGAUGAUGUUAUCAGACACGUCCAAGAGAAGAACAAGCAGAAACAAAUUGAGUCCGAACCGGCGCGGGCGCACUCCCCCAGCAGAGCGGAGCAGUGACGUCACAAUUCUGUAUGUACCGUUACCACGGAAUUACGAAUUGAGGCAUAGAAAUGUCCAAUCUUUUCGUCGGUUCAAUUUUUUUUUUACACUGUAAACAUAAACAUUUUUAUAAAAUUCAUCAAGGCGACCUCUGUCGAGUCUCAUGCAAAUAAGGCCUUUCUAUUUCGUGUAUUUCGAUUUCUGUGAUUAUUGCGCUAAGUUUGUUAAAUGUACGCGAUUCCGAUACCAUUAUUAAAUCUAAUAAUUGUUUUGGAUCAAUGUUUGAUCGGAUUUCGGCUCGGCCGUUUAUUGGAGUAUUCGUUAAUGAAUUUUAAAAAUUAAUCAAAUUUAACAGAGUACAGAGGUGCGAGAGAUUAGCAACAAAAGGAAUACAGAGAGUUCUCUCCGAUUCCGUUUAUCGUCUGCCAACACGCCUCUGCACCCACCGCUCCCACCCGGCUUGGUGACGUUCAUUGAAAAGUGAGCUCUAAAUCGUCCUCUGUAGACACAUAUUGCAUUGGCAUCAAAUUAGCAGACAGCUCGCUGUCAGCUCUCGUGUUGUCAAUGUAAAGUAUGUCUACAGAGCACGAUAUAAAGCUCACUUUUCAAUGAACGUCAUCUUGCCGGGUGGGAGCGGUGCGGUAAAAGUGUGUUAAGCUUUUAGUAGCAAAUGGACCAAUAGCGAUGAGGCAUAUACUGAUUUAUCACAAUAAUAUGCAUUUUAUUUUUUGUAUUUUUUUAAAUUUCAUAUCAAAGUGUCGCAUAUAUCGAUCUAAUAAUAAAUCUCAUCAAACAUUGGAUAUUAUGAAGUUUUAAAAUACACAUUAAAAUUAAAACUAAAAAUUCGAACUUCGCAACAGUUUUAAUAAUGCCGUCAACAAAGGUCAUUGGACUGACAAAGUUUCGUUUUUAUUUCAAUUAGCAGAAUAUAAAGGCUAGUUUAAAUGAAUUCGUAAUCAAAAUAUAAUGUUUCUAACAAUGUAAUAUGUAAUUUAUAUAUUGAGCAAUGCUACAUCUUGUUAGACUUUUGUACAAAAAACUGUAGAACAGUGAUUUUAUUAAUAAUGCACUGAUAAAAAAAAAAAAACCAGAGCGAAGGAAAGCAUACAUACUCUGCUUAGAGAAGACUGACAAAUGUAAGUCAUUCACCCUAAACCAAUGUACUAACCAUAGACCGAGAAAACUAGAUAAGUGGCGUCCGUAGCCACAUGAGAUAGAACUAUUUAAUUUUACGUCUUAUCGGUACAACGCGAUAGGCUGGACCUAGUGAAAAAGUACGCGAUAUAGGACACUUUAUCCGAUUUCUCGUGUAUUUAUAGUACGCGUCUCUCAUAUGAGCGAAAUGGAAGAAUAUGAUAUAGUUUUCUCUGUCUGUUGUAGCGUAUACUAACCAACGUGCGCCAAUUUAGUGUCUACCUGGUACAUUCUAAAUGUGGGUUAUAGGAGUAUUUGUAUAGGUGCAUUCGUUUUAAUAUAUUACGUAAGAGAGCGUUGCACUAGUCAACUUUAACGUUAAUAUUAACUUGCGCACGACAACACAAGGUUCGCCAUGUAUGUAAUGUAGCGUAAGGUUAAAGUUAACGUCAAAGUUGACCGGUGCAACUGACUAUAUAGAGAAUAAAAAUAAAAAUAAGCUGUAUAAAAAUUAGCAAAUUAGCUUUUUUACUUUGGUUAAGCUAUGAAUUUCAUGUUAUGGGAACAUAACGGAGGUGACUGAUCCGUAAUGGCUGGUUUACACAACUAAAAUUUGUUUGUUAAUCGAUGCUAAUUUUUAACUGAAAUGAUAAAUGGAAUAUUUAUAAAUUUAUUGUUUCAGUUAAAAUUUGGUUGGCUACUAAAUUUACUUGUUUGUCAGUUCAUUUGUGAGGCAUAGAAAACCCAUAGACUUAGAAGAAAAACAUUUUUCAUUUUAUUUUUACUUUAUGGGGAAACCCUUAACAAAACCGUAUAAAAACUACCAACUUACACCUUCAUAUGAAAGUAAUUUUAAUGUCCAAACAUGUCAUUGAUUUUUUAUCGGGUAGUUACUUUGCAGCAGGUAGUUACAUCAAUGAUUGUUUCUGUAAUAAAGUAGGUUGUAAAAGUAAUGUACAGUCAACAGCACAUCAAGUUACCCUGCAUGAACCUCUAUGGCGGCGUAAUAGCGGCGAGAUUACAAUGAAUUUGGGAAGGUUGAUGUGCAGAGGGCAAAGUGCGGGUUUGCAUUUCACUUCUCACCAUCGAAUCGAUUCGAAGUGAGAUGCAGCGAACCAAUCACAUUGCGGUACGGUUGUCGUUGCGUCACGAUAGCACACUGUGAUUGGUUGGCUGCGUCGGUUGGCUGCGUCUCACUGCGAGUCGACUCGAUGGUUAGAUGUAAAUAGCAAAGUCACACUACGCACACUGUUGUACACGAUAGUUUAUAGACUGGUCCAGUAGUUGACAGUAGAGUAUGUGAAUUGCAAUAAUAUUUUCAUACUUAUAUCUAAUAACGUCAUUUGCCGAUAGCUGUUUGAUGGUUGCAUAUUACCUUAUACUGUCUAUUCCCCGUUUCCGUGGGAGUUUUAAUUUUUUUUUUUAUAAUUUAGGUACCAUUUUAGAAGAUAUUUAAUUCGGACAUUUUGAAGUAACAUGAUAAGGGAAUUCCUCCAAGUCGAUUUUCUAAUUUCGUAGUAAAACUUAACGAGCAAGUGAGCGUAAAAUCUCAGGGGGUUCCAUCAUGACAUCCACCAAAUUUCAGCUUUGGCGUCCAGUAGUUUCGGCUGUGCGUUGUCUGUCGGUAAACUACGCAAGAGUUAUAUUGAUUCUCCAAAGGUCGCUAUGAGAGAAAGUGCAUAUUUAUAUGAGACAACUGAUCUAUCGGCAAAUAAUGGAAUUGGAUUUAAUUUAUAUUUCAGUAUAAGUAGAGUAGAUGUUGAUUCAGUGGUGUAAGUUUGAAUUAAAAAAUAAGGCUGUAGCUAGUGUGUAGUAGUGUAAUAAGUGCUAUUGUAGCCUUUUUUUAAAAAUUUAAUUUGAAACUUACACCAAAGAAUGUAAAACUAAUGUUUUACAUUUUAGUUUUAAUAUAAAUGUGUAACCAAAUAAAUGUGACAUUAUAGUUAUUAAUUACAUGAUGAAAUCCAUUAUAAUUUCGACCGAAAGGUGAUAGUUUUUCAGAAUUUUCAAGGAAUAUAUUUAAACCAUAAAAUUGUGUAUAAAUUGAAUACUUCACAAUUGUGCUGUGAAAUUUCUACGCGCAUUCAGUUUUAAUUAGACAUUUUAUUGUUUGGUCAACAAGAGACUUCAUUACAUACCAGUAUUUUAAGAUAAAUUGUAUGAUUCAUUAUUUUAAUAUCACAAGUUAAUUUGUACACAAAGUAAACUUUAAAGCACACGGUGCGAGUUAAUCAUAUUUUAAGGUAUUCUUUAAAUAAUUUCGUUCUCGGUGACAGGUUCUCGGUUUUCAAAAUGUUUUCCUUGUCUUUCAUGUUUUAUUUUAAUGCGGCAAUACAUCAGUUUCCUAAGAAUUCAAAUGCUUUUAAUUUUUUUUAUAUAAAGUAUUAUUUGUCACCUUUAAUUUGUCAUAAAAUUCAACAUCUUCAAAUGAAUUUAAAUGUCAUGAUAUUUAUUUAUAAAUAUCUCGAAUGUAUUAAACAAUAGAUGCCAAGUGCUUAUCAUCUAGAGUGAUUAAUGUGUGGUACAAAUUUAUUUAUACAUAAUUGUAUUAAGUUUUUAUCAUUCAUCUUUUCAUGACAUUAAAUGAUAAACAAAAGAAGUAUAAUUGUUAAGUCUGUAGAGUCAUCUGUCUUGCAAAGGGUGUUGGUAUAAGUUUACAUGAUUUCCAUAAGGAAUUAUAAGUCGUUUUAGAUUUACACUAAGUAUGUAAUUCUGUCAACACCAAUUGAUUGAACUAUUACUAAUAUUCUGAUUGUAACUGAAUUUUUUUUCAAUAUUUUGUUUGACGCUAAUGUUUUGUUAAAAUUGUAAAUAAAGCCUGGAAUUUUGGAUUCAUAAACUACCCAAGGAAGACUUUUGAGAAUGUAUAAAUGAAAUAUUUGAAUUACGAAGUUCAAUCGUUAUGGCAUAGUAACAGCCCUGUUAUUUUAUUGCAUGUCGUAACAUUAGCAAAAUUAAUUAACUGCAGCAUGUAUUUAAAAUGUAAUAAUUUUAAUUAUUUAACUAUCACACUAAAACGUAAUUGAAAUAUUAUUAUAAGUUAUUGAAUGAUUGAUUCUAAAUAAAGUUAUAUGAUGUUAUAAAAUAA
Plodia interpunctella (Indianmeal moth) is the source of this 6461-nucleotide messenger RNA. RefSeq lists its product as uncharacterized. Bases 98 to 2257 code for a protein of 719 amino acids. The record is from RefSeq and is a predicted model, not a curated record. Lineage: Eukaryota; Metazoa; Arthropoda; Insecta; Lepidoptera; Pyralidae. The transcript is spliced from 15 exons. Gene Ontology annotation, cellular component: intracellular membrane-bounded organelle.